Molecule: messenger RNA, 3581 nt
Organism: Paralichthys olivaceus (Japanese flounder)
Lineage: Eukaryota; Metazoa; Chordata; Actinopteri; Pleuronectiformes; Paralichthyidae
Product: high affinity cationic amino acid transporter 1-like
Biological process (GO): L-ornithine transmembrane transport; L-arginine import across plasma membrane
Cellular component (GO): plasma membrane
Molecular function (GO): L-ornithine transmembrane transporter activity; L-arginine transmembrane transporter activity; L-lysine transmembrane transporter activity
Source: RefSeq, a predicted model, not a curated record
CUUUCAGGGAAACACCUCUAUUCAGCGCAUCUGUCAGAUAAUAUCCGGUCGAUGCACAAGUCAGGAGGGCAGGGCUGCUAGUACUCUUCAUGUGUCGGCGACUUGGUGAAGAAGGUGAAUACCUGCAGUAGAGCAUUGGUACACAGUGCCAACCAGGAUGAUUCUGGCAGCACUGAAAGGCAUUGGGAAGCAGCUCCUGCGGGUCAAGGUCGUGGACUGUAACACCGAGGACUCCCGCUUGUGUCGAUGCCUCAACACAUUCGAUCUGGUGGCCCUCGGUGUCGGCAGCACGCUGGGGGCUGGCGUCUACGUGCUCGCUGGCGCCGUGGCGCGAAGCAGCUCCGGACCUGCCAUCGUCCUCUCCUUCCUCAUCGCCGCCCUGGCUUCCGUCCUCGCCGGUCUGUGCUACGCCGAGUUUGGAGCCCGUGUCCCCAAAACUGGCUCGGCCUACCUCUACAGCUACGUGACCGUGGGAGAACUGUGGGCCUUCAUCACGGGCUGGAACCUCAUCCUCUCUUACAUCAUCGGAACUUCAAGCGUGGCCAGAGCGUGGAGCGCGACCUUUGACGAGCUGAUUGGACGCCAUAUUGAGGAAUUCUGCAGACAACACAUGACCAUCAACGCCCCGGGCAUCCUGGCAGAAUAUCCUGACAUAUUUGCUGUCUUCAUCAUCAUUACUCUGACGGGACUGCUUGUAUUUGGAGUGAAGGAGUCGGCUUUGGUAAAUAAAGUAUUCACCUGCAUUAACGUGCUGGUGCUGCUGUUUGUGGUCAUCUCUGGCAUGGUGAAAGGAAACCUGGAGAACUGGAAAUUGAACCCUGAAAAGAUCCUCAAUUCCACCAGCAGCAACGACUUCAUGUUCAACAUGACUAGUGAUAUUCCAUCCGAAGAAUCCCUCGGUGAGGGCGGUUUUAUGCCUUUUGGCUUCUCUGGAGUCCUCUCUGGUGCGGCCACGUGUUUUUAUGCCUUCAUCGGAUUUGACUGCAUCGCCACUACAGGAGAGGAGGUGAAGAAUCCCCAGAGGGCCAUCCCUGUUGGGAUCGUGGCCUCGCUCCUCAUCUGUUUCGUGGCGUACUUCGGCGUGUCCGCAGCGCUCACUGUGAUGAUGCCGUACUACAUGCUUGACAAAAACAGCCCUCUACCCGUAGCAUUUAAGUACGUGGGCUGGGAGGGAGCCACGUACGCUGUGGCCAUUGGCUCUUUGUGUGCCCUGUCCACCAGUUUACUAGGCUCGAUGUUCCCAAUGCCCAGAGUGAUCUGGGCCAUGGCAGAAGAUGGCCUGCUCUUCAAAUGUUUGGCUAAAAUCAGCGACCGAACCAAAACCCCUUUAACAGCUACAAUAACCUCGGGUGUUGUGGCAGCUGUGAUGGCCUUCCUGUUUGACCUGAAGGACCUGGUUGACCUCAUGUCCAUCGGCACCUUGUUGGCCUACACCCUGGUCGCUGCCUGUGUGCUGGUCCUCAGGUACCAGCCUGAGCAGCCCAGUGUGGCCUACGAGAUGACCAACACUCAGGAGGAACCGGACAAUGGGGAGUCGUGUAGCGAGGUGAACAUCGACAUUCUGCCCCCGCCCACGGAUCGCUUCACCAUCAAGAAUCUGCUUUACCCUUUAAACACAGAACCGUCACCACUGUCUGGUUUUACUGUGAAUGUGUGCGCCAGUUUACUCGGUGUGUUGGCGUUUGUCUUCAGUGUUGUAGCUGUUCAGGGAGGGAUGGCGCCCUGGUCACUGACUAUCCUUAGUAUCAUCAUGGCCAUCUGUCUGGCUCUCUGCGUCAUUGUGUGCCGACAACCUCAGAGCAAGACCAAGCUUGCCUUCACGGUUCCUCUGCUGCCUUUUCUCCCAGUCAUCAGUAUGUUUAUCAAUGUUUACCUGAUGAUGCAGCUCGACAAAGGAACCUGGCUGCGUUUUGCCAUCUGGAUGGUUUUAGGUUUUGUUAUCUACUUUGGCUACGGCAUUCGAAACAGCACGGAGGCCAAGUCGCAGAAGUCGGGCACCUACACACCACCCUGCAAAAUAAAGGGCGAGCCCAUGAUCCCGGAGAAGCAAGCCUUCCUUCAUGACAGACAGGACGCCGCCGCAGACGACGAAGAUGAUGACGAAGAUUCCUAAGAAAACAUGAGGUUCACUAAUCUACCCUGUUCUGCAUAUUAAGACAAUGACGUGUGUCAAAAAUCUCUUUGAAUCCAGGAGACUUGUACAAGCCCGUCACUCAGAGCAUUGAGUUGUUUUUAUUAUUUUGUCUAGUUUGGCUGUUUGACUCAGUAAAAGUACGAGAUGAAUAUCUGACAAGAUUUUAAAGUUACGGUGUGUAGCAUUCUGGCACAAAGAAACCUACAAUUCAUUGAAUUUAGAUGAAAUGAACUAGUGAAAACAUCGUGAGGAUUAUUCUACAUUAAAUUUCUGCCGAUAGUUCCCUUUCACUUAAAAACAUUAUUUUUAGAUUAAAUGUGAUUUUUAUGUUUUACAAUUUGAUAUGAUCAAUUUUUACCGAGCACAAACGAAGCUGUGGAUCAGAAGCAGUGGCAAAGAAAAAGUUUUCUUUAAACUCAUGUACAGUACAUGCAGUACACAAGUGUAUUGUUCAACUUUAUUUUGAGUCCACAGGAUUAACUUGAUUAUUAUUAUUUCUUUUUUUUUAAGUUGUAUAUGAUCUUGAACAUUUUAAGAGUAUCUGUUACUUUCCUGAUGCGGUACGAUGCUGAGCAAUGAAUAAAACUUCCCGUGCACGUGCACCAGACCCAGUCAUCAGCUGCUGGUUGAUUAAGAGCAUUAACUGACAGAGAAUCGCUGUGGCUUUUAUUACGUGCGCUCAUAACAAGUGAAAUAAUUACAAACUCUCAUAGCUUUUUCGUGAAAUGCAGCUCGACUUUGCUUUUGGGCAACUUUGCUUGGCAGAUGUUCCGUAAAUAUGCAUCACUAAGGCUGUAACUGUGUCCAGAUCACAUGGAAUAAUACUUUUUAAAUCCGCAUCCUUUUGCUUUACAUUUUCAUUUUAAUUAAAAAUAAAGUAAUAAUAAUUGUCAAAGAGCUGAGAAUUUCACUGUGUUUAAAAGAUGACUGCUUUUACUGAGGAAAGUUAUAGAAAACACAUCUGUGUCUUUAUUUUUAUACAAUAUAGCUCAGACAGUCACAACAUGGUGCUACAUGGAACAUGGAUCUGUCUUUGUCCUCAUGCUCACGGCACAAACGUUUAUCUGCAGGGGCCGGGAUGUCUUUCACUUUAACAGAAAAUACAAAAACCAGAACACUAUUUUAAAAACCACACAAUAAAACCCAAUCACAACAGAAGUGAGCGACAACUGAUGUUGACAAUGAAAUGAGCAGAGUAACUUUCUGCCGUCAUGUCAUGGACAUGUGCAUCAAAUGAACUGUCUGUGAAAACUUGUUCAAGCCAGUCGCCAGAUAAAAUGUGAUGCUUUUCUAUUUGAGGAGUUACCGUGUAGGUGCAUUUUACCUUUUAUGGGCACUCUGAGCACUUGUACGGUAAAACUUUGAAUAAACAAGCAUCAUGUUUUAAAGGUACAGUGUGUAGAAUUUAGUGAUGUCUAGUGUUGAAGUUGCAUGUUGCAGCUGAACA